AUGACGCAAAGCAACGGAUCUGGCCAGGCUGAGGUGCUUUGGCGCCAUCCUGAUCCGACUUCCACGCCAAUGUGGCGCUUUCUCCAAAAUGUCAAAGCAAGGCACGAACUGGAUGGCGAUGACUAUCAGAGUCUGUACAAGUGGAGCGUCGACGACGUAGCGACAUUCUGGGAAGAGUGUUGGGAUUUCGUAGGCGUAGUAUCUGAAAAGGGGCAUGGCAAGGCACUCUCUCCCGGGGCGCCCAUGUUCCCGCGACCUGAUUUCUUCUCCGGAUCUCGUCUCAACUUUGCCCAAAAUCUACUCUACCCGCCAACGUCUCCAGAACUGGACCCUGAGUCGGCUGCAGUCCUAACUGUGACGGAAUUGCCAGGUUCUGGCAUUCGUGAGACGACCUGGGCCGCCCUUCGUGAUGCAGUGCGGCGCUGUUCGUCGGCCCUCAGAGCUAGAGGUCUGCAGCCCGGAGACGUUGUCGCUGGUUAUGUCUCAAACCACGUCGAGGCGCUGGUGGCCAUGCUGGGUGCGGCCACCGUCGGUGCUAUCUGGACAGGUAUCAGUCCGGACAAUGGAGUGUCCGCUGUGCUUGACCGUCUGGGCCAAAUCUCACCCAAGUUCCUGUUUGCCGAUAAUGGGACUGUAUACAACGGGAAGGAAUGGAGCAGCACGGCCAAGACAACAGAGAUUGUGCGCGAGUUGCGGAAGUCUCAGGGCCUGACAACCGUGGUUAUCAUCCCAAACAUUACUGCCGACUUAUGCCUGCAGGAUCUGGUUGACUUGGGCGUCCAGGCCGUGGAGUACCACGAUUUCUUGACCACAGCCCCUGAAGAGGCUCUCAGAUUUGAGCUACUACCGCCUUCGCAUCCUCUGUAUAUCUUGUACUCAAGCGGCACAACAGGACUUCCCAAGGCUAUUGUUCACACAGGCCUCGGCACCCUCCUGCAGCACAAAAAGGAGCACAUGCUUCACUGUGGACUGACGCCAGCGUCGCGGAUGCUGUACUACACUACUACCUCCUGGAUGAUGUGGCACUGGUCUAUCGGUGCACUCGCUGUGGGUACGACCUUGAUCCUCUACUCCGGGUCCCCAUUCCGGCCGAACGGCUACCUCUCCCUACCGAAAGUCCUGUCCGAUCUCAAGGUCACGCACUUUGGCACAUCGGCCGCCUACCUUACGGCCUUGGAAGCAAACAAAGUCUACCCGGUUCGCGACGAGAACCUUGACCUGUCCUGCCUCGAAGCAAUCUACUCCACCGCGUCGCCCUUGCCACCUUCGACUUUCAAGUUUGUUUACGAAGCAUUUCCUAAACACAUCAACCUCGCUUCUAUCACCGGCGGCACCGACAUCAUCUCUCUCUUUGGCACACCAUGCCCUCUACUCCCCGUCCGAGUCGGAGAGAUUCAGUGCGCAGGCCUGGGUAUGGCUAUCCGUGUGAUAGACCCACUCACCGCAGAAGAGGUUCCUCAGGGUGAACCUGGCGACCUCAUUUGCGUGAGGCCCUUCCCAUGUCAGCCACUGACCUUUUUCGGGGAAAACGGUCAGGAGAAGUACAAAUCAGCGUACUUUGAGCGGUUUGCCAAUGUCUGCGGUGUAAAGGGCGAUGUCUGGCACCAUGGCGAUUUUGUCAAAAUGCUCGAUGUGUCAACCGGAAGUCUCACCAUGCUUGGUCGCUCUGACGGUGUGCUGAAGCCCUCGGGUGUGCGAUUUGGGUCUGCUGAGAUAUACAACAUUCUCACGCGGUUCUUCGCGGCGGAGAUUGAAGAUGCUGUGUGUGUUGGUCGACGGAGAGAGCACGACAACGACGAGACAGUCUGCUUGUUUGUAGUCAUGGUACCGGGGAAGACAUUUGACGACACACUCAAGACGGCCAUCAAAUCGAAGAUCAAGGCGGAGCUAAGCCCGAGGCACGUGCCAGGAAUCAUCGAGGAAUGUGGCGGUGGUGUCCCUAAGACAGGCAACGGGAAAAAGAUUGAAGUCGCCGUUAAGCAGAUCCUCUCGGGCAUGGCGGUCAAGACGAACGCCAGUGUUGCCAACCCAGAGGCUUUGGAAUGGUUCAAGGCGUGGGCACAGACUCACUGA
Messenger RNA from Emericellopsis atlantica, 2073 nucleotides. RefSeq lists its product as uncharacterized. Gene Ontology annotation, molecular function: acetoacetate-CoA ligase activity. The coding region runs from base 1 to 2073 and encodes 690 amino acids. Gene Ontology annotation, cellular component: cytosol. The transcript is spliced from 3 exons. Gene Ontology annotation, biological process: lipid metabolic process. The record is from RefSeq and is a predicted model, not a curated record. Lineage: Eukaryota; Fungi; Ascomycota; Sordariomycetes; Hypocreales; Bionectriaceae.